Messenger RNA from Aspergillus vadensis CBS 113365, 1233 nucleotides. Its product is annotated as aminoglycoside phosphotransferase family protein. NCBI's taxonomy places the organism in Eukaryota, Fungi, Ascomycota, Eurotiomycetes, Eurotiales, Aspergillaceae. The transcript has a single exon. Bases 208 to 1143 code for a protein of 311 amino acids. The record is from RefSeq and is a predicted model, not a curated record.
GUUCAAUCGUUAUUACGUGUUCUCCACUCAGUGUGUACUGAGAUUGUCAUUCACCGAGUAUCCUGACCAGCAUAAUCACGUGUUAUAUCACGUGAUUUCAGAGUUGGGCAAAGCUGAAAGUCGCAAUCACUCGAUAUAACGCCCAACCUUGCGCACCCCUUGACCUACAUUCAUCGCUGAGACUAUUUCUAUCAACUAAUUACACCAAUGAUUCCACGUAUUCUACGCCCUGAUUAUACAUGGCCGCGACCCAUAACCUCCACGGUCUCGACGAUAACGCCACCUGUUCCCCAUGUCCCGUGCAGAACCAUCCGAAUAGUAUGGGGCAUCUUGCACAAGUUACUAUACUGCUUCUCUUAUUGGUAUUGCUCCUGGUUUAGGAUCCAUUUUGAUGCCAACGUCGUGCAAUUGCCGUUCGGUCUCGUUAUGAAAUGGACGGAUCGGACGAGUAUCGAAGAGGUGGUCUCUAUGCAAAUGGCAGAUGCUGCCGGUAUUCCUGUUCCCAAGGUUCUAUGUUGUGGUGAACAUCCAAAAGCUCCAUUCAACAGAAGGAUCUCCAUACUAAUGACCCGGCUGCCUGGUGUACCUCUUGAUAAUUCAGAUGAUGAAUUGCAGAGUGACUCCGAGGAGCCGUGGUUAGAGGAGCUUAAAAUGUGUAUGCAUUCUAUGCGUCUAUGGACUCCUCCAAGUCCGGAUUCCAUCUGCUCUCCUAUAGGGACGUCCCUACGAAGCUCAAGGGUUCCUGAUCAUAUAAUGGGACCUUUCACAGAUCAGAUACAGUUUUUCGAAUAUCUAAUUUCUCCCGCUUCAUCCCAUGGAUUCGACUCCAGGUUCGAAUUUGAGAAUGCUCUAGCACUUGCAAAGAAACUUUCACAGCACAAGUACCGAAUCACGUUCACUCAUGGCGAUUUCAAGGCUCAUAAUAUUCUCGUUGAUGACAAUGGGCAUUUAUCUGGGUUUCUGGACUGGGAAUGUGCGGGAUGGUACCCAGAGUACUGGGAAUUUACAACGGCGAUGCGAUUUGGAAAAGGAAGCUGGUGGUUUCAAGUAGCUUCUUGGAUGGGGGGGGAUGAUUAUUCCAAUGAGCUGGAUUCGGACAUUGCUUUGAACCUAUUGACAGUUGACUCGUACAUAGCAAUUUAACUUGUGACGUAUCCGAGACUAGCUUCUCAGAUACUUGAUUGGAGAGCAUCUAUCGCGAUUCCAAGGUCAAUACGUGUGCAACGACUCGUA